This is a messenger RNA of Aspergillus versicolor CBS 583.65, 3282 nucleotides long. Its product is annotated as putative ATP-dependent permease ADP1. Gene Ontology annotation, molecular function: ATP binding; ABC-type transporter activity; ATP hydrolysis activity. NCBI's taxonomy places the organism in Eukaryota, Fungi, Ascomycota, Eurotiomycetes, Eurotiales, Aspergillaceae. The transcript is spliced from 3 exons. The coding region runs from base 1 to 3282 and encodes 1093 amino acids. Gene Ontology annotation, cellular component: membrane. The record is from RefSeq and is a predicted model, not a curated record.
AUGCGAUUACAGCUGCUUUUGGCACUUGGCAUCUCAUUGUCUAAACCGGGUGCCUUUGCACAGGGAAACAGCUCUGCGACCGACAUCGAUUCAUUACUCUUCUCCAGCCUCGACGAUCGACCGGGCAACUGUCCACCGUGUUUCAACUGCCAACUUGACGCCUUCCAAUGCGCCCAAUUUGCGGAUUGCGAUAAGAAUUCCGGAAAAUGUAUAUGCCCGCCCGGCUUCACUGGAGAGGACUGCUCGAAACCAGUAUGCGGAGCACUCCCAGAUCCCCAGCGACCGCCCCGGAAAGGCAAAGAUUGUUCCUGUAAGGAUGGCUGGGAAGGAAUCAACUGCAAUGUCUGUAAGACAGAUGAGGUCUGCAAUGCGAUGAUGCCUACCGGCGAAGAUGGUGUAUGCUAUAAAGAAGGUGUGACAGUGAGGCAGAAUUUCCAGAUGUGUGAUGUGACAAACCGGAAGAUCUUGGACCAGCUGAAGGAACGGACACCCCAGGUGACCUUUUCGUGCGAAGCCGAUGACAAGACUUGUAACUUCCAAUUUUGGGUCGGCCAGGUUGAGUCAUUUUACUGUGGUUUGGAUACUUGCGAAUGGGGCCUGGACACCGCUUACAACCAGAACACGACUCAAUAUAAAUGCGAGAAUAUCCAAUGCAAGUGCAUACCGGGUCGUAUGCUUUGUGGCGAAGAGGGUUCUAUCGAUAUUGGAGAAUUCCUUUCCGAGUCAAUCAAGGGCCCGGCCACCUUCUCAACGACGUCCACUAUCGGGGGCAGCGAAGAUGACGGGAGCAAAUUUAAGGAACCCGCAAUGGAUGACUUGAUCAAGUCCGUUUUUGGUGAUAAGAGUAUUACUCUUCAGUGUUCCUCGGGUGAAUGUGUUCAUAAGACCGAAGUGCCGGGAUACCAACGUCCAGUCAAAAAGAUCAACACCCCUCUUAUUGCAGGUGUUAUUGCUGGAUGUGCCUUAUUUGUUGUUGCUGUCAUUCUAGGUCUUUGGUAUAUGUCUCGACGGUCUCGAUAUGCCCCCGUUCACCUGUCUCUUUCGGAUGAUUCUGACGACGAAGCGUCAAAGCUUCUCGCUGAGCAUCGCCCCGCUGCUCUCUACUGGGAUAAUGUCUCUUACUUUGUAAAUGGAAAGGAGAUCCUUAGCGGAAUCCAGGGUGCCGCGCAGCCUGGGCAGAUCAGUGCUAUUAUGGGUGCUUCGGGUGCGGGGAAAACCACUUUCCUCGACCUUCUGGCCAGAAAGAACAAGCGCGGCAUUGUCCAGGGAGACUUCUACGUCAAUGGGGAGAAGGUGGGUGACUCUGAUUUCAAGAGCAUGAUCGGCUUCGUGGACCAGGAAGACACCAUGCUACCCACCUUAACCGUGCACGAGACUAUCUUGACGAGCGCAUUGUUGCGCCUGCCCCGAGACAUGAGCCGAGCUACUAAGGAACAACGGGUGGUUGAAGUCGAAAAACAACUCGGAAUAUACCACAUCAAGGACCAGUUGAUCGGCUCUGAAGAAGGUUCGGGAAGAGGCAUUUCUGGUGGAGAGAAGCGGCGAGUGGGAAUUGCUUGCGAAUUGGUCACCAGUCCUAGCAUCCUGUUUCUGGAUGAACCUACCAGUGGAUUGGACGCAUUCAAUGCAUUCAACGUGGUUGAAUGCCUGGUGACACUGGCAAAAACUUACAACCGCACCGUUAUUUUUACCAUUCAUCAACCGCGUUCCAACAUUGUGGCUCUUUUCGAUCGACUAAUUCUGCUAGCCAACGGCAAAACUGUCUACUCCGGACCAUUCGCAACAUGCCAGCAAUACUUUGACAACGCAGGCUACUCAUGUCCACCGGGAUUCAACAUCGCCGAUUAUUUAGUCGACCUGACAAUGCAUGCUGGCAAUACCACUCACUUCCACAGCGACGAAGAGGAAAACACGUUAUUGGCUGUGCGCUCUGACCCGCUCAUGACCGCAUCGAGUAGUUUGCGAGCGGUCAAGUCCGUUGCAAGCGCCUCAAAUGCGAGUAUGGAGGAUACCUCUGGCGCAAGCUUUGAUUAUGGUAGACGGCCCAAGGGCAAGCGACGGACGUCUCUUAAACAACGGCAAGACCGCCAGCUUUACUCCCGACGAAAAGAUCCCGAGGCGCCGCCCACCCCUCGAACUGACGAGGAGGAUGCAACUGUGGGAGAGGCAGCAGGAAGCGAUCGAAAUCAGCAAUGGUUGCGACUGUCCCGCCAACAGGGUCAGACGCCACCCCAAGUUCUUGACGACCCAGACAAUCUGCCUCCAGCCGCUCCAGGUCAGACAGACUUGGAUUUGAUGGUUACUCACUACGCUGAAUCCGACGUUGCGCGGUCCGUGCGCGAAGAGAUCACUUCGGCUAUUCAGCAUGUCCAUACUGCAAAUGGGUCUAUUAAUUCGGAAAUCUCGUCUGAAUCUGCCACUCAUCGUGCAAAGAGUUAUGCCCGCGUGAGCCUAGGACGCCAGUUCAUCAUCUUAUCGCAACGGACAUGGAAAAAUCUUUACCGAAACCCCAUGUUGAUGCUCACACAUUACGCCAUUGCGAUCUUGCUCGCUGUCCUUUGCGGUUACCUCUUCUAUGGUCUCACGGAUGACAUCAAGGGUUUCCAAAAUCGACUGGGUCUUUUCUUCUUCGUACUAGCCUUGUUCGGGUUCAGUACAUUGACCAGCCUGACUGUAUUCUCGUCAGAGCGUCUUCUGUUCGUACGAGAGCGCGCCAACGGCUACUACCACCCCAUCACCUACUAUGCGGCGAAGGUAGUCUUCGAUAUUGUCCCGCUCAGGCUCAUUCCCCCGAUCCUCAUGGGAGUGAUUGUGUACCCGAUGACCGGAUUAAUCCCCGCAUCGGGUGUGUUCUUCAAAUUCAUACUGGUCUUGGUUCUCUUCAACCUUGCCGCUGCUACCAUCUGCUUAUUUAUCGGAAUUGUCUUCCGCGAUGGCGGGGUGGCCAAUCUCAUUGGCAGCUUGGUCAUGCUAUUCAGUCUGUUGUUUGCCGGACUGUUACUUAACCACGACGCGAUACCACCAUCUGCGAUGUGGUUACAAUCGCUAUCCAUAUUCCACUAUGGGUUUGAAGCAUUGAUUGUUAACGAGGUUACGUUCCUAACACUGAUCGACCACAAAUAUGGACUCGAUAUCGAGGUUCCAGGGGCUUCUAUUCUUAGUGCCUUUGGAUUCGAUACACUCGCAUUCUGGAAGGACGUGAUUGGACUGGCUGUUUUCUCUGGGGCCUUCCUUGUGAUUGCAUACGUAGCGAUGCAUUUCCUGCUCGUUGAACGGCGAUAA